Sorex araneus (European shrew) is the source of this 7524-nucleotide messenger RNA. It is a transcript of the gene SAMD4A, whose product is annotated as sterile alpha motif domain containing 4A. The transcript has 13 exons. Gene Ontology annotation, molecular function: mRNA binding; translation repressor activity; protein binding. Bases 1146 to 3293 code for a protein of 715 amino acids. The record is from RefSeq and is a predicted model, not a curated record. NCBI's taxonomy places the organism in Eukaryota, Metazoa, Chordata, Mammalia, Eulipotyphla, Soricidae. Gene Ontology annotation, cellular component: P-body. Gene Ontology annotation, biological process: negative regulation of translation; nuclear-transcribed mRNA poly(A) tail shortening; regulation of mRNA stability.
GGUUCUCUCUCCCUGGGAAAACCUCUUCCCCCUCCGUCUGGAGAAGUUCUGGGAGCUGGGAAGCGCGGUGCUGGGAGACUGCCGGCCCCCUCGAGGGCUGAGCUACGGGGCUCUGCUCUCGGCACCGGGAUGGGGACUGGGGGAGCUCUCGAAGCUGAACUUUCUUUUUUGGCGGUCGUUGGGGGGCGUGUGCUGGCGGCGGCACUGAGCCGCAGUCCCGGAGGAGCCGCCCUGCUGGGGGGGUGUGGGGGCGCAGCGCGGUGGACUCGGGCUGAUCCCGCGUGUGGCGUGCGCCCCGGGCCGCGCCGCCUUCGGCCUGGGAUUCGUCGGGCCGGGCAGACGCGCCCGGAGGCGGAGGCCGCGGGGGCAGGAUGUGUGAAGCUCACGCGCGCGUACACACACACACACACACACACACACACACACACACACACACUCACUCACGCACACACACACUCACGCACACACACACACACACACACUCACGCACACCCGCACCCGCGCGCAGUACACCCCGUCGCUCUGGGCGAAGCAGGCCCUUGGAGACGACCGGGUGGUCUGGAAGCGGCGCUGCGUGGCACUGCGCGGCGCGGGGGAGCCGGGGCUCCGGCAGCGCCUCCGCCCGCCGAGCUCCGAGCUUUGGUGGUGAUCGCCGCUCGGGAAUGCGGGCGUGAAGGGUCCGAGCUGCUGCCCAGCGGGGAGAGAGACCCCGGGACGCCGGAAAUCACCAUCCCGGAGCUGCGAGGAGGGAGGGGGCAAGAGACCAGUCUUCAUCCAGUUUGUGUGCCUUGGGAGGAUUUUUUCCCCCUCUCCAGAAUCAUUAUUAUGUAAAAAAGAAAGAAAGAAAGAAAGAAAAAAGAAUUAAAAAAAAAAGAAAAGAAAAAGAAAGAAAGAGACAUCACCGCGCUACUGCCCGUCUGCUUGUCACCAUCUCGGGACGCGCAGCUAGAAGAACCCGCACGCCUCUGAAGCCCGGCGGAGAGGCGGGAGCCCAGGCGUACCUGCAGCGUCCGGGCGACAGAGCCACCUUGGAAGCUGAUUGUGGCUCCGGCGGCCGCGAGGCUGCGGCUCCGCCAAACUUUGGGGCGGGCGGGGCGGACUGAGACAGCGAGGGGGCCUUGUAGAACGAGGGCCGCCCCCUAACCAUGAUGUUUCGCGACCAGGUCGGGGUGCUGGCCGGUUGGUUUAAGGGCUGGAACGAGUGCGAGCAGACUGUUGCGCUGCUGUCGCUGCUCAAGCGCGUGAGCCAGACCCAGGCCCGCUUCCUCCAGCUCUGCCUGGAGCACUCGCUGGCCGACUGCGCCGAGCUGCACGUCCUGGAAGGCGAGGCUAACAGCCCCGGAAUCAUUAACCAAUGGCAGCAGGAAUCCAAGGAUAAAGUGAUUUCCCUCCUGUUAACUCACCUGCCUUUGCUGAAGCCGGGAAACCUUGACGCAAAAGUAGAGUAUAUGAAACUGCUGCCCAAAAUCCUGGCGCACUCUAUUGAACACAACCAGCACAUCGAGGAGAGCAGGCAGCUGCUGUCCUAUGCUUUGAUCCAUCCGGCCACAUCAUUGGAAGACCGCAGUGCUUUAGCCAUGUGGCUGAAUCACUUGGAGGACCGCACGUCAACCAGCUUUGGCAGCCAGAACCGAGGCCGUUCAGACUCUCUGGAUUAUGGGCAGACACACUACUAUCACCAAAGACAGAACUCUGAUGACAAGCUCAAUGGGUGGCAGAACUCUCGGGAUUCUGGGAUUUGCAUCAAUGCCUCCAACUGGCAGGACAAAAGCCUGGGGUGUGAGAAUGGCCAUGUGCCCCUCUACUCCUCCUCAUCCGUCCCCACCACAAUCAAUACCAUUGGAACCAGCACAAGUACAAUUCUCUCAGGCCAGGCACACCACAGCCCUUUGAAACGAUCUGUGUCCCUUACCCCACCCAUGAAUGUGCCAAACCAGCCUCUAGGACAUGGAUGGAUGUCUCAUGAGGACUUACGAGCUAGAGGACCUCAGUGCCUCCCAUCCGAUCAUGCCCCCCUGUCUCCACAAAGCAGUGUAGCCUCUUCGGGAAGUGGUGGGAGUGAACACUUAGAAGAUCAGACCACUGCUCGUAACACAUUCCAAGAAGAAGGUAGUGGUAUGAAAGAUGUUCCAGCCUGGCUCAAAAGCCUCCGCCUGCACAAGUACGCUGCGCUUUUCUCACAGAUGACCUAUGAGGAGAUGAUGGCCCUCACUGAGUGCCAGCUGGAGGCUCAGAAUGUUACCAAAGGUGCAAGACACAAAAUUGUCAUCAGUAUUCAGAAGCUCAAGGAAAGACAAAACCUCCUGAAGUCUUUGGAAAGGGAUAUCAUCGAGGGGGGCAACCUGCGUGCCCCACUCCAGGAACUGCACCAGAUGAUCCUGACUCCCAUCAAGGCCUACAGCUCCCCGAGCACCACCCCUGAGGCUCGCCACCGAGAGCCCCCCACCUCGCAGCCUUCACUGAUGGGACCUGAAAGCCAGAGGCCCGACUGUAAAGAUGGUGGGGCCGGCCCGGGGGCGACGGGCUCAGCGGGAGCCAGCGGCGGGCUGCAGCCACACCAACUGAGCAGCUGUGAUGGGGAGCUGGCCAUCGCGCCCCUGCCAGAGGGCGACCUCCCAGGACAGUUUACACGUGUCAUGGGGAAAGUGUGCACGCAGCUCUUGGUCUCCAGACCUGAUGAGGAAAAUAUAAGUUCCUACUUGCAGCUCAUAGACAAGUGUCUGAUUCAUGAGGCAUUUACAGAGACCCAGAAAAAAAGAUUGUUGUCAUGGAAACAGCAGGUGCAGAAGCUCUUUCGGUCUUUCCCUCGGAAAACCCUUCUAGACAUAUCAGGAUAUCGACAGCAAAGAAAUCGCGGCUUUGGGCAGUCCAACUCGCUGCCGACGGCUGGCUCUGUGGGCGGCGGCAUGGGCAGACGGAACCCACGCCAGUACCAGAUCCCAGCCCGGAAUGUCCCUUCCGCCCGCCUGGGCCUCUUGGGCACCAGCGGGUUUGUCAGCUCCGCACAGCGCAACACGGCGGCCAACCCCACCAUCAUGAAGCAAGGCAGACAGAAUCUCUGGUUUGCCAACCCCGGGGGCAGUAACAGCAUGCCCAGCCGCACCCACAGCUCCGUGCAGAGGACCCGCUCGCUGCCUGUGCACACGUCUCCACAGAACAUGCUGAUGUUCCAGCAGCCAGAGUUCCAGCUUCCUGUGACCGAACCGGACAUCAACAACAGGCUGGAGUCGCUGUGCCUCAGCAUGACAGAGCACGCCCUGGGAGACGGGGUUGACCGGACCUCCACAAUCUAGAAGCUGAAGACGAGAGUGGCCGCGCUGGCCGUGAACCGACCGCUGCGGGCCCAGUGUCAGCCAUCUGCGCGGCCGCCCUCUCUCUCUCUCUCCGGGAUGCUCUGCAGCCUUCCCCCGGUCCCUCUCCCAUUUUGAUUUUGUGAGAGCGUAGGUCGUCCUUGUAAACAUAUCAGUAGACCUGGGAUUGGUUAUUUUUGUUCUUUGUUUCUAUCCUGGGCUAGCUUUGGGGUGGGGGCGGGGAGGGCGGACAGAGGAGAGGAACCCUCUCAGACCAGGGGACGAGGUGUGGGGUGGGGAGAAUGGAUGGAAAGUCGGGGGCAGAGAGCCCUUUGGUGAAAGAGAUGAGAGAGAUGCCCCCAGAAGAGAGAGAAAGAGAGAGAGAGAGAGAGAGUGCAGCCUUGGGAGCUCUCUGCCUUUGCUGCCAGGCCCCAGAGGAAGGCAAGGCUGCCAGCAACCAAAGCAAGACACCUCCUGAGCCUCCUCCAGCCCCGCCCCACUUCCCCAGGCCCCUGUGUGCUGUCCAGCUUUGCAAUCCAGCCUGAGAGAGGGUGGCAUGAGGGGUGGGGGGUGGGGGGGCAGCGAGAAGGGAGAAUAAUCCCUCCAGCAGAACUUCGGAUAAACUUUGCUUUGUGUAUUGUUUACAUACUAAGUUUGAGAAGGGUAUACGAUGUGUCUUGGAUUUCUGGAAGGAUUUAUGAGCAGGGGGCCUUGUGCUCUCUCCCUCUGUGUUGAAAAAGAGCCACAGGGUGGCAGGAAGGAGGCCGCUAAGCAGCUUCUCUUCUCUGGAGGAGCCCGGGGCUGCCCGCUCCACCCCAGCAGGGAGGGGUGAAGUGGAGGUGGAAGGGGGGGUGCAAGGGGGAUGUGGCAGGAACGGGCCUGAGCGCAGGCAGCAGGGACCGUGUGAUCCGUUCCAGGUUUGCUCCCAGGUUCCCCCCACCUCGAGACCCCACUCGCAUCCUGCACCCUUUGCUGUGCUGGAUUUGCUGCUCACCCAGUGGCCGAUGCCCCUCCCCAGCCACCACGGAGGCUCAGCCCCUGCUCCUGGCCUAGCUGCACACAGGUGGGUACAGGUGUCAGGGAGGAGGAGGAGGAGCGGCAAGGACUGGGACAAUGGCUUGCCCCGCAGGAGGCCUUAAAGGCCCAGACAAGGAGCCCUGCAGGCUGCUCCUCACCACCAUGGUCCCAGACUCACCACAGAGGAAGAGGAGAGUGGGGGCCGCCUCCUGCUAUGACUGGUGGGUCAGUCAGUGGCAGAGAGUGUCCAGGGCGGCAGCAGCAACAGACGACGACGACGACGAUGACGACGCCAUGCGGGAAUUCCACCUGGCGGUGGUUCUGUACAGGGCAUCCGUCAGGGAUUUUGUUGUGAUUUAUCUGACCACACGGAAGAGAGGUAAAACCACUCAGCUCAUGGUGAGAGAUUUCCUAGGCGACCCACCAAGUAAUGGCUCUGUUUCUUCUGGGCGAGAGGGACUGUUUGAGUAUUCGAUGCAAUGGAGAGUGCUGGAAGAAAUCAAAGAGGAGUUGUGCUCAGCACUGGAAAAUUGAGUUGUGUCAACAAUGGUAUGAAUGUGGGCCGAGAGGCAAGAUGUGAGGGUGGGGGUGUAAGUUCUGCUUGUUCAAUGGAUUCUGGUGCCUUUUCCUUUUUUUUUUCUCUUGGUGAAUUCAGAGUCAGUGUUGGCGACAUCAGACCAUGAAAAUCACAGCACUUGCUUAUGGUUAUUUAAGAAAGUUAGAGAAAGUAAUCCAGAUUUUAAAGGCCUCAAAUGAAAUUCACAUAACUUUGCUUUUCUUUUAAAACUUUAAAUGGACACCCAGCAUAAGGCUGUUGAAGUCCUGUUACUAACAAGGUAGGAACUUCUUAACCACAGAACUUUCAGCGAAUGAAGGAUAUUUGAACUGUGCAGAAAAAAAGAGGGACCGUGUCUUGGGUGACUAACAUUCAAAAAUGCAAAUCCAUGUGUAGAAAGGAGGCCACAAUUUUUAGUUGUUUUUUCCAACCAAGUGCCAUUAGCAUUCAUCCUCCACACCCCUUUUCUAAACAAACUCAGUAUUAACUUGGGGAACGUGUCGAGGUGACCAUCACAUGUAAGGCAGGAAGUCUAGGUGAAAGGGCUGAAGGCUACAGUAAGACCAGAGGGUUUGGGGAGGUGAUUUUUAUUGGAUGCUGGGAAAGUUGAUAAGGAGAAAUAAACAGUGGUGUUAAGCAGUUUAUGAAGAAAUGGGAGAGUGUUUAGAUCUGCAAAAUGCAUAUAUCCAUAAAGACUUGGGUUUCUCAGAAAACAGAUUGUGAACACAAUCACAUUAGCACGAAUCCUUUAAAAGGAAAACCAUAAAGUAUUUCCAAAUCUGAAUUUCUAUUUAUUCCUUCUGAAUAUAGAAACAGUGGUUAUCUGAUUAUUAUAGAUAUUAUUUUGGAUAUGUUACUUAUUAACUCGCUAUGGCUGGUAACCAUGAUAAAGUCUGUUAUUAAUAACAACAUAAUUUUUUUUAAAGGAAAAGCUUAUUUUUCAUUGACUGUAUAGAUUUAUCUACUCGGUUGUGUUUUGCUGUUAGUGUUUUAAAAUUUUUAAGUUGAGUGUGUUCUGAUAAGUUUUAGGAGCCUGUCCCCACCUUCUUUUGAGUCCUGUGUUGACUGCAGGUAUACAGCUCAAUUUUAAAAUCCUAAUGCAAAAAUAGUUUUAUUUAUAAAAGAAUCAAACAGUUGCAUGCUUAAGGCUAUGAAGUUGGAUAUUUAGAAAUAAAGCGUCAGUGCCUUUUUUGUAUCCACCCAUUGACCCCAAAAUGCAACUGUUUUAUUUUAAGUAAAUAUAGUAAACAUCGAACACCUCAGAAUAAAAUCUCUUUCACUCCAUGUCCCUCAUCCUGAUUUAAACAGUGUGUGUGGCCCUCUGCACUGUCCCAGGGACAGCCCUGUUUAAUGAUAUUACGGUGUAUGAUGUUUUAUUGGUGCUUUUUAUUCAUAGUGGUUUCUUUUAAGAAACAGUAGGAAGACAUACAUGAACUGUAUACCAGAAAUGAAACAUUGCUGCUGUUUUUUUUUGUUUGUUUUCCACGUGCUUUUUAAGUUUCACUUUUUCAGCUAGGGCUAGCAAGCAAAAUAUAGACGCUGCUGGGUUUGCCUGCAGAGGGCGCUGUUUGCACCAAGCUCUCAGAGCCUGAGCAUUGGGAAGGUCCCUUUGUGGGUACUCUAGGAGCUACAGCUGGGUCCCAUUCGUUCAAAGAGACACUGAGGAAAACGAGAUUUUUUUUUCUUUUGAGGUGUCCUGGGCUGCCUUUUUACAGAAUGGGAGCCUUCUCUGGGGCUUUUGCUCUUCUGCACCUCUUGUAGCUACUACCGGUGCACUGUUGGGAAAUGUGUGUUCCCCGGUUAGAAUUCAUCUCUCUCCAGGAGCCUGGGCCGGCUUGCUGAGCUGAGCUGAAAGCAUAGGCAUGCAACCAGAAGGACCGAGUGGGAAGGCAGUGGAGGCCCAAGUCUCAUUAGCCCCAGGGAGAUACUGCCCAGGUAUCUCCAGCCUGGGUGCUGGGAUGCAGCCUGAUCAAGGCUCUUUAUUUGUGCCUGUUACAACAGGGCCCUGGGGAAGGAGAAUUCACACAUGGGGCUAUGAUAACACUAAUGGUUUUUUUUUUCCACAUCAUCAGAGAUGUUUGCAAAGUGAGUUUUUAUUUUUAUUUUUUGUAAUUCCUUUAUCUUUACUUAAAGGUGAAUGUGUAUUCCUCUGGGAGGAAUAGGAAGAAAACAGGAAUGUUAAUAAUGUCAAACAGAAGACUUCCUCCCUUAUUAAUAUAUAACCCUCGUGUAUUUAUGCUUAAUGUAAGCUGCCUUUUAAAAAGCGUUCUUUUGUUGCAUGCCCCAUGCAGGCAUCCCUAUUGUACAUGCAUGCCUUCCGUCCUGUUUUCCUGUAUAAAGUUAGUGAACAAAGAACUAUUUUUGCCUAGUUCAUGUUGCCAAGCAAUGCAUAUUUUUUAAAUUUGUCAUAUAUGGAAAUAGCAUGUUUGUUACAUGUAAAAGCUUUACUGAUAUACAGAUAUACUAAUGUUUGAAGAUGCUGUUCUUUGCAAGUGUACAGUUUUCAAAUGUUGUUACCAGUGAAACGCCCUUGUGGUUUAAACUUGCUACAAUGUAUUUAUUACUCAUUUCCUCCCAUGUAACUAAGAAUCAUGGCUAUAUUUCAUAUCAACUAUAUUGAAAGUGAAGGGAAAUGAUUAAUACAAGGUUUUGUAACACUGG